AUGAAAGCCGAGUCUGGUGAAAGAACUCGACACAAGAAGAAAGCGCAGCCGCUACAUGGAUCAGUAGAACUGUUUUCUGUCUCCAUUCAGGAUUUUUCUGUCCGAUCAGUCGGUCUAGGCCCUCACGAAGUCAAUCCUGACAGACGUUCAUCAUCCAGCAUGGACAAGUCUGCAAUCAUCGAAGCGCCCCUGGAGUCCGCUUACAGCAACGACAGGGCUCCUGGGCAGGUACAGUCACCCCCUUGGUGGAAGAUUGGCGGAAAGGACUACAGCUAUGUUAGCAUAGAUGGAGACGAAACUGUGGUGACCAGUCCGCCAUCAUCAUCUGAGGAGUCUCUCGAUGACACAUUGGUGAGGAAGAGAAACAGCGUCUUUCAAUCUCCAGAAGCUAUUGAAAUCUACAAGCCCGACGAGAGUUAUGAAGGCUUUCAUCGCUUUGACCCGACCUUUGUAUGGACUAAGGAAGAAGAGAAAGCCUUGAUCAAACGGCUGGAUUGGAGAAUUGCCGCUGCUGCGUGUUUGAUGUUCUUCGCAUUGCAACUCGACAGAGGCAACAUUGCUCAGGCACUUUCCGAUAAUAUGCUACCCGACCUUGGCCUAACCACGAACGACUACAACAACGGCAUGACCAUUUUCUACUGCUCGUUUCUGUUUGCUGAGCUGCCAUCCCAGUUGGUCUCGAAGAAGCUCGGCCCUGAUGUGUGGAUUCCAAUUCAGAUGGUUUCUUGGUCGAUCGUCGCUGCCGCUCAAGCAGCAUUGACAGGCAGAUCCAGCUUCUAUAUUUGUCGCUUUCUCCUAGGUCUGAUCGAAGGAGGGUUUAUCCCUGACACUAUCUUGUACUUGAGCUACUUCUACAAGCACUCCGAGCUACCAAGACGACUGAGCUGGUUUUGGACCUCAUACCAAUCGACGCAGAUCAUUAGUGCUUUCCUGGGAUACGGUAUUCUGCACCUCCGCGGCAAAGGCGCCUUGAAUGAAGGAUGGCGAUAUCUCUUCGCUAUUGAAGGAACUCUUACUGGCCUGAUUGGUAUCUGGACAUGGCUAUAUCUUCCUGCGUCCCCAACACAAACUGCUCGAUCUGGUCUGAAGGGCCUUUUCCGUCCCAAGCAAGGAUGGUUCACUGAACGUGAGGAGACGAUCAUGGUAACCCGCAUUCUGCGAGAUGAUCCGGGUAAGGCCAGCAUGCACAAUAGACAGGGUCUCGGCUGGGGUCUCUUUAAGAAAGCUCUUACGGACUACGACUUGUGGCCGAUCUACCUCCUUGGUUUGACUUGGUUGAUCCCGAUGACUCCACCACACGCUUACUUGACACUAACCUGUAAGGCGCUCGGCUUCGACACUUUCGAGACAAACCUUCUCACCAUUCCCGCUUACACUCUAUACAUCCUGCAGCUGCUGUUCUGGACUUGGUAUUCCGAGAAGCUGAACCAACGAUUCCUCGUCGGCCUGAUAUCACAAAUCUGGUCCCUGCCACUCCUGAUCGCACUCGUGACCUUGCCACCCACGUUUCCCAAUUCCAACUGGAUCAAGUGGCUUCUCUCUACUUUGCUCAUCGGCCAUCCUUAUCCACACGCUAUCAUCGUGGCGUUGACUUCGAGAAACUCGGGGUCUGUGGAAACGAGAACUGUGGGCUCCUCCCUAUACAACAUGUCGGUGCAAGCGUCCAACAUCAUCUCCUCACAGAUUUAUCGUGCGGACGAUAGCCCGUACUACUACCGCGGAAAUAAGGUGCUGUUGGGAAUACUGGCAUACAACGUAGUCCUGUUCAUCGGUGCCAAGGCUUAUUACACGCUUCAGAACAUCCGACGAGACAGGAUCUGGAACUCGAUGAGCAGGGAAGGAAGGGUCCAUUACCUCCUCACUACCAAAGACAAGGGCAACAAGAGACUGGAUUUUAGAUUUGGCUCGUAG
Messenger RNA from Endocarpon pusillum Z07020, 1911 nucleotides. RefSeq lists its product as uncharacterized. Gene Ontology annotation, biological process: transmembrane transport. The coding region runs from base 1 to 1911 and encodes 636 amino acids. The record is from RefSeq and is a predicted model, not a curated record. The transcript is spliced from 3 exons. Lineage: Eukaryota; Fungi; Ascomycota; Eurotiomycetes; Verrucariales; Verrucariaceae. Gene Ontology annotation, molecular function: sulfate transmembrane transporter activity. Gene Ontology annotation, cellular component: membrane.